AUGGAUGUAAAGGGAGCAUUUUUAAACGGAAAACUUAUUGAGAAGAUAUACAUAGAGCAACCUGAAGGCUUCAAGAAUGAACGUACUACAAAAAUUUGGCAUGAGCAACUGAAAAGUGUUUCGACACCAAUGGAAACUGGACUCAAAUUAAAAAAGGGUAAUCAAGACGAAUCGAAAGCGUUAACCACGAGACCAGAUUUAAGCGCUGGAACUAAUUACUUCAGUCAGUAUCAGAAUUGUUACACAAAUGAGCAUUUCACACAUGCAAAACGGAUUUUACGUUAUAUUUCUGGUACUAUCAAUACAAAAAUGACUUUUUGCAAGGGCAAUUCAAAUAACAUUCUGACUGGAUUUACUGAUGCAGACUGGGCGAACGACAUGGAAGAACGGAAAUCUAUCACUGGAUAUAUCUUCGAAGUAUAUGGCAACACAGUGAAUUGGGCUUCGCGUAAGCAGUCAACAAUCAGUUUUUCAUUAACAGAAUCGGAAUAUGCAGCUCUAGAAGAAGGAAUCUGCGAGGCGAAGUGGAUUCGAGGUCUACUCAAAGAGAUUGGACACAUAUGUAAAUCAUCAACUACGAUUUAUAUCGAUAAUCAGUUGACAUUCAAAGUGGAUGAGCACCCCGUGCUCAUCGAAGAAUGA
Molecule: messenger RNA, 642 nt
Organism: Solenopsis invicta (red fire ant)
Lineage: Eukaryota; Metazoa; Arthropoda; Insecta; Hymenoptera; Formicidae
Product: secreted RxLR effector protein 161-like
Exons: 3
Coding region: 1-642 (213 amino acids)
Source: RefSeq, a predicted model, not a curated record